CCUCACCUAGUCUUCACUCCGCAGCAAUCAGUAAUCAUCAGUCUCCUCCACCACCCACCACAUUCUUACAACACCACACCACACACCAUUCAAACCUUCACCCACCCAUCCCUCACCACCGCACCACCUUACUACCUCCCACCACCAACCACCUCAACGCGUUCCUCACCUACACCACAUCCCCAACAGAAAAACAAAGCUUUAAUCAAGCAACCACCAUGUCCUCCAACGUCGGCCUCUCCACUCCCCGAGGCAGCGGCACCUCCGGCUACGUCCAACGCAACUUCGCCUUCAUGAAACCCCGCAAUGCAGGCUACGGCGCCCCAUACCCCCCCGUCUCCGGCGCAAACAACUUCUCCCCUGCCGAUCGGCCAUUCAAGCAACGGCAACCCGAUAAACAGAUCCUGGAACAUGAUCGGCGGCGCGCGAUCGAGGUGAAGGUUAUGGAGGAGAGGGAGAGGUUGGAGGAGUUGAAUGAGGAGAUUGAAUUGAGGGAGAAGGAGGGGAAGAAAACCCAGAAAGAAAAGGAGGUAAAGGAGGAGGAGGAGGAUGAGAAGGAGGACGGGGAAAAGGAUAAGGAUGUUGAGAGGGUGUUGACGGAGGAGGAGAUCGAUGAGCGGUGUGAGGUUUUGAGGGCUAAGUUGGUGAAGGAGAUGGAGGAGGAGGAGAAAGAGAAAGAGAGGGGGGCGAAGAAUGGGGACGCGGGGAGACGUCGGCCUUGGGGGAGGGAUUUGCCCCCUAAGGAAAGACGCCAGUUUAAGAGUUAUCAGGUGCAUGAGUUGGCGGAGGCCAAGAUUGAGGAGAGUGAGCGGUUGAGGAGGGCUUUGGGGAUUAGGGAGGAUAGGGAGACAGGGGAGCUUGGGAGGAGGUAGGUAAUUAGGGUUGGUGUUGGUAUUUGUUUCGGGGGUUGUGUAAGGUUUUGUGUAAGGUUGGUGGUGGUGGUGGUGGGUGGGUUUAUUUUUAUAUUUAUCUAUUAUUGGGGUUGUGGUUUGUUUCGGGUGUUGGGAGUUAUUACUGGGGUUGCUUUUGACUCAUUGUUAUUGCAUGGGUGUGGUUGGAGAUCGAUAGUGCAUACAAUAUGGCUAUAGCUAGGAAGAAUCAUGCGGAAUGCUUCUGGUAAACGGAAUCAGAAUUUGUGGCACAUC
Molecule: messenger RNA, 1145 nt
Organism: Aspergillus sclerotioniger CBS 115572
Lineage: Eukaryota; Fungi; Ascomycota; Eurotiomycetes; Eurotiales; Aspergillaceae
Gene: cwc21
Product: U2-type spliceosomal complex subunit CWC21
Exons: 1
Coding region: 219-872 (217 amino acids)
Source: RefSeq, a predicted model, not a curated record